This is a messenger RNA of Lecanosticta acicola, 834 nucleotides long. The record is from the annotation of a GenBank genome assembly. Lineage: Eukaryota; Fungi; Ascomycota; Dothideomycetes; Mycosphaerellales; Mycosphaerellaceae.
AUGCCGAGCAGUAUCAAUACCACCACCACCACCACCGCCCAUCCUUCACACGACGGAGGAGGCUCCUCGCCCGUCGCACCCGCAUACAGCCCCAUCACUCCCAAAGUGCAGCCCGCCUUGCCGGCCAAUGGGCACACUUUUGCGCCUCCACCCGAUAACGGCGGCACCUUCAACUUCACCCCACCAGCACAGCAAGACAACAAGCCCCCUAUCGCCCCCACCCAGUAUAUCAAACAGCCACCAAACCAGCCAUUCUCCGGCGACGAUGCGACGGACGCAAUAGCACUCCGCGCAGCCAUCUCGACCCUCCAAAUCCAGAAGAAGAAGGCGCAAGAUGACCUGCAAACAUUAUCGGACAUCAAAAAGCUGGCUCUCGAGAACCCGCACAUGUUCAAGAGUGAGCUGGCCGCCGGCAGGCUGAAAGAGCAGACGCCCAAGAUCGGCGACUUUCAAGCGAUUCUGGACGAGACGGAUGAAGAUGAAUCCCAUGCGCCGGACAAGAUGGUCCUGGACUCGAGUGAGCCUUUUCCACGCAUACCCGGUCCUCAGAACGUCGUGAGGACACCUCACAUCAAUUGGGACAAGUACCACGUUGUCGGCGCGCCGCUAGAGAGCAUGCACGAGCAGCAACAGCGAUGGCCUGGUCUCACUUACAAUACGUUCGACAGAGGGAGGGAACAUACCGUCGCUGCACCCUACAGCCCUUUCCUCGAUAAACUGGACGAUCAACGGCCAUCAAGAGAUACGCACCCAGCUCAUGAGGUACGCAAAGACUCAGCUGCUCAGCACAAUGCUGGUGGUAGUCCCACUGAGCAUCCAAAGGGACGGCGGUAG